Zingiber officinale is the source of this 5267-nucleotide messenger RNA. Its product is annotated as myosin-17-like. Gene Ontology annotation, molecular function: actin filament binding; microfilament motor activity; ATP binding. The record is from RefSeq and is a predicted model, not a curated record. Gene Ontology annotation, cellular component: cytoplasm; vesicle; actin cytoskeleton. Lineage: Eukaryota; Viridiplantae; Streptophyta; Magnoliopsida; Zingiberales; Zingiberaceae. Gene Ontology annotation, biological process: vesicle transport along actin filament; actin filament organization. The coding region runs from base 252 to 4829 and encodes 1525 amino acids. The transcript has 39 exons.
UUCAAAUUACAAGGCGCAGAAAGGAUAGAGUCAUGAAGAAGGAGGGGGUAUUUAAGUAAUUCCGGUGACAUCUGCGAGUUUCGGCGGCGCUCGCUAGCCAGUUUGCUUCUCCGAGAACCUCGGGUCGCCCUUGUUGCCGUCCCACCUCGGUCGCCUCAUCAGGCCCUAGUCACCGCAGAAAGAAGGCGAAGGAGGAGGGGAGGAUAAGGAUAAUAUUGAAAGAAUUAGGGUUGAUACCGGGCGGAUGAUUCAUGGCAAGUCCAGACAACAUUAUUGUAGGUUCUCAUGUGUGGAUUGAAGAUCCAGUCGUGGCUUGGGUUGAUGGAGAGGUUUUUAAGAUCAGAGGUCAUCAGGUCCAUGUGCGCACAACUAAUGGGAAAAUGGUCGUAGCAAAUCUCUUGAAGGUAUUCCCUAAAGAUAUAGAAGCUCCACCUGGAGGAGUAGAUGACAUGACAAAAUUAUCAUAUUUGCAUGAACCUGGGGUUUUGCAAAACCUAGCCACACGAUAUGAGCUUAAUGAAAUCUAUACAUACACUGGUAAUAUCCUGAUUGCAGUGAACCCAUUCCAAAGACUACCACAUCUAUAUGACACCCAUAUGAUGGAACAAUACAAAGGAGCAACAUUCAGGGAGCUGAGCCCCCAUGCUUUUGCAGUUGCUGAUGUUGCUUACAGGGCAAUGAUUAAUGAAGGAAAAAAUAACUCCAUCUUGGUCAGUGGUGAAAGUGGUGCUGGCAAAACUGAAACAACAAAGUUGCUUAUGAGAUAUCUGGCAUAUUUAGGUGGACGAUCAGGGAUUGAAGGACGGACCGUCGAACAACAAGUUUUGGAGUCAAAUCCAGUUCUCGAGGCUUUUGGGAAUGCAAAAACUGUUCGGAACAACAACUCUAGUCGCUUUGGUAAGUUUGUUGAGAUUCAAUUUGACAAAAAUCGGAGAAUAUCUGGUGCUGCUAUUAGAACCUACUUGCUUGAAAGAUCUCGUGUUUGCCAAAUUAAUGAUCCUGAGAGAAACUACCACUGCUUUUACCUACUAUGUGCUGCUCCUCAUGAGGAUAUCAAAAAGUAUAAACUGGGAAGUCCAAACUCAUUUCACUAUCUAAAUCAGUCCAAAUGCAUUAAAUUGGACGGUGUUGAUGAUGCUGAAGAAUAUAUUGCAAUUAGAAGAGCUAUGGGUAUAGUUGGAAUAAGUGAGCAAGAACAGGAGGCUAUCUUCAGGGUUGUUGCUGCUAUACUUCAUCUUGGUAAUGUCAAUUUUGCAAAGGGACAAGAUAUAGAUUCAUCUGUUAUCAAGGAUGAGAAGUCAAGAUUCCAUCUGAACAUGACAGCUCAACUCCUGAUGUGUGAUGCCCAGGGUUUAGAAAAUGCUUUGAUCGAACGUGUCAUGGUGACACCUGAAGAAAUUAUUACCAGAACUCUUGUUCCUGCUUCUGCAAUUGUUAGCAGAGAUGGGCUUGCAAAAACCAUUUAUUCCCGUUUAUUUGAUUGGUUGGUAGAAAAAAUCAAUGUAUCAAUUGGACAGGAUCCAGAUUCAAAACAUUUGAUUGGGAUACUUGAUAUUUAUGGUUUUGAGAGUUUCAAAUGUAAUAGUUUUGAACAGUUCUGCAUCAAUUUUGCAAAUGAAAAGCUGCAACAACAUUUCAAUCAGCAUGUUUUCAAGAUGGAGCAAGAGGAGUAUGCCAUGGAGGAAAUUGACUGGAGCUACAUUGAAUUUGUUGAUAACCAAGAUGUUCUUGACUUAAUUGAGAAGAAACCUGGUGGUAUCAUCGCCCUUCUUGAUGAAGCUUGCAUGUUUCCCAAGUCUACACAUGAGACGUUUGCUCAGAAAUUGUAUCAUACAUUUAAAAGCAACCAGAGAUUUGCCAAACCAAAGCUUUCUCGUACAGAUUUUACAAUCUGCCAUUAUGCAGGCGAGGUAACAUAUCAAGCUAAUCAUUUCUUAGACAAAAACAAAGAUUAUGUGGUAUCGGAACAUCAGGAUUUGCUCAAUGCUUCUUCAUGUCCCUUUGUGUCGGGGUUAUUCCCUCCACUUCCUGAAGAUUCAUCGAGGUCAUCCAAGUUCUCUUCUAUGGGAUCACAGUUUAAAUUACAACUUCAAGCUUUGAUGGAAACUUUGAGCUCUAUGCAACCACAUUAUAUUAGGUGUGUGAAGCCAAAUAAUGUUCUCAAACCUGCUAUAUUUGAGAACUUCAAUGUCAUCCAGCAAUUGCGAUGUGGAGGAGUUUUUGAAGCAAUCAAUAUAAGUUGUGCUGGUUAUCCUACUCGAAGAACAUUUUAUGAAUUUCUCCACCGAUUUGCCCUUCUUGCACCAGAAUUUAUGGAAGAAAAUUAUGAUGACAAGAUUGUCUGUCAAAAGAUUUUGGACAAAAUGAGAUUGAAAAGUUACCAACUAGGCAAGAGUAAAGUGUUUUUGAGAGCCGGCCAGAUGGCUGAACUGGAUGCUCGAAGAGCAGAGGUAUUAGGAAGAGCAGCCAGAACCAUACAGAGGCAAAUCCGGACAUAUAUUGCUCGCAAAGAAUUUCUUUUGCUACGGGAAGCAUCUAUUCAAUUCCAAACUUUCUGUAGAGGGUGGUUGGCUUGUAAGUUGUUUGUGCAAAUGAGGCAUGAAGCAGCAGCACUCAAGAUUCAGAAAAAUUACCAUUGCUAUAUUGCGAGGAAAUCAUAUUUAGCACUUGAAAUGUCAGCAAUUGUGUUGCAAACAGGCUUAAGGGCAAUGUUUGCUCACAAUGUAUUUAGAUUCAAAAAACAAACUAAAGCAGCAAUCUGCAUCCAGUGUCGUUGGCAUAGCCAUAGAGAUUAUUCAUAUUAUAAGAGAUUGCAGAAGGCAACACUUACCUUUCAAUGUUCAUGGAGGCAAAAGCUUGCUAGAAGAGAGCUCAGAAAACUAAGAAUGGCUGCAAGGGAAACAGGAGCUCUAAAAGAGGCAAAAGAUAAGCUUGCUAAGCGGGUUGAGGAAUUAACUUGGCGUUUACAGUUGGAGAAACGACUAAGAACUGAUCUGGAGGAGUCAAAAGCACAUGAAGUGCAUAAAUUUCAGACUAUGUUAUCUGAGAUGCAACUACAAGUUGAAGAGACCAAGUCAAUGCUUAUCAGGGAGCAUGUUGCCGCACGAAAAGCUCUAGAAGAAGCACCUCCUGUUAUUAAGGAGACCACUAUCCUGGUUCAAGACAUGGAAAAAAUCAAUUCAUUAACAGCUCAAGUUGAACAGUUGAAGGCUCUAUUGCAAACGCAGAAGCUGGAAAGUGAUACAGCCAAGAAAGCUUACAGUGAGGCACAAGAACGAAAUGAUGAACUCAUUAAGAAAGUUGAAAAUGCUGAAAGACAGGUUCAUAAGUUUCAAGAUACCAUUCGGAGGCUUGGAGAGGAAGUGUCAAAUCUGGCAUCAGAGAAUCAAGUGCUUCGCCAGCAAGCACUUUCCAUUUCACCAACUAGCAGAGUGUUAACUGUGCAUCCAAAAGCAACAAUCUUCCCUAGAACGCCGGAGAAUAAUAAUGUUCUAUCUGGAGAAACAAAACCUUCAUUGGAUUGGAGUCCUUCAUUACCAAAUCCAAAGAAUCUUGAAAUUGAUGAAAAACCACAAAAGUCACUGAAUGAGAAGCAGCAGGAAAGUCAGAACUUGCUUCUUAAGUGCAUCUCUGAAGAGCUAGGAUUCUGUAAGGGUAGACCUGUUGCUGCUUGCCUUAUAUAUAAAUGCCUCCUCCAAUGGAGAUCUUUUGAAGUUGAAAGGACUAGUAUUUUUGACCAAAUAAUCCAAGCAAUAGGUUCAAAACUUGAGGAUAACACUAAUGUAUUAUCCUAUUGGUUGUCCAAUACAUCUACACUAUUGCUGCUUCUUCAACGCACACUGAAAGCAAGUAGCUUGGGAAGUUUUACUCCACAGAGGCGGAGAACAUCAGCUUCUGUGUUUGGAAGGAUGCCUCAAGGAAUUCGAGCAUCACCUCGGAGUGCUGGAACUCCUUUUCUGAAUGGUCGCAUGGUUGGUGGAUCAAAUGACUUGCACCAAGUUGAAGCUAAAUAUCCAGCUUUGCUUUUUAAGCAACAACUUACUGCAUUUGUUGAGAAAAUUUAUGGAAUGAUAAGGGACAACUUAAAGAAAGAGAUAUCUCCUGUUCUUAGCUUGUGUAUACAGGCUCCAAGGACAUCCCGUGCAAGAAUAGUCAAAGGAACUCGUUCACCAGCAAAUGCUGUGGCCCAACAAGCUCUUAUGGAACACUGGCACAGUAUUGUGAAAAGCUUAGCAAGCUACAUGAAACCACUGAAAGCUAAUUAUGCCCCUCCAUUCCUAGUUCAAAAGUUGUUCACUCAAAUAUUUUCUUCCAUCAAUGUUCAACUAUUCAACAGCCUUCUUCUGAGACGUGAGUGCUGUUCGUUUAGCAAUGGGGAAUAUGUUAAAGCAGGACUUGCUGAAUUAGAACAUUGGUGCAAUGAAGCAACUGAAGAGUAUGCUGGUUCUUCAUGGGAUGAAUUGAAGCAUAUUAGGCAGGCUGUUGGAUUCCUGGUUUUACAUCAGAAACCAAAGAAGACACUGAAGGAGAUAACCAAAGAUUUAUGUCCAGUUCUUAGCAUACAACAGUUAUACAGGAUCAGUACUAUGUACUGGGAUGACAAGUAUGGCACACAGAGUGUUACAUCAGAGAUCAUUUCAAGUAUGAGACUUGUGAUGACCGAGGGCUCAAAUAAUUCUUCCAAUAAUUCUUUCUUGUUAGAUGAUGAUUCCAGCAUUCCAUUUUUGGUCGAUGAUAUCUCAAAGUCAAUGACAGAAAUAGAUAUAGCAGAUAUCGAUCCACCGCCUUUCCUUUGUCAGAGUUCGGGCUUUGCAUUUUUGGCACAAUGAAAGUAGCAACUGUUACCCUCCUGUUUAUCCACUGCUAAUCCCCCUGUGCCUGUGCAUAAAUUUCUGCCUUCCAUCCUGUCCAUAUCAUCAAGUAAACAGGGUAGUUGGUAGUAAAUAUUUGGGUCUAAUUUGCUUUCAUUUUACUUGAAAUUUUUUUUGUCCACCUUCCCGAGGUGUAGCUUUGAUCCUCGACUUCGAACUGCUACUGAAGAUGCACUGGGCGAAGUUGAUCAUUCAUUACACAGAUUAUUUAUGUAGUUUAUUGCCUUUUGGCAACAUUCAUUUGUUAUUUAUGUAGAUUACAGCUCAAGCAAGAAAGAUGUUGUAGAAUGUAGACUUUCUUUCUUCUCCUAUCUAAAAUGUGUAAGGUCAACAUCAUUAUGAAAAAUGAUUGUUGCGUCUGCAUUUACCUAUUAAUACAAAAAAGCAGUUACAAAC